UUUACAGUACUAUUGGACUUUCUCAUUACAAAAUCAACUGAGAAAAACAGCACACGGAUGCAACGUUUACAAUGAAAUCAGAAAAAAUACUUGUGUUGUUUGUUCUGUUACCUAUUGUAACAGUAGAGACAGGAGUCUUUGACUUUUUCAGUGGGAUUUUUGACAACGACAAAUUACGACCUUUUAAUUCUACAGACUUUGAGAAAGAUCUAAGGAUGUCUCUAUAUGGGCAGAACAUUGCAUUGAAUACGAUACUGAAAGCUGUGACCUGGCUUAUGAAAGAUCCAGAUCCACCAAAACCGCUAGUGCUUUCCUUACAUGGACCAACAGGAGUGGGAAAAACUUACAUCACGAAAAUCAUUGCGAGGAAUAUUUAUGAAAUGGGGGAAAAUAGCAAACAUGUCCACACAUUAAUAGCCACAUAUCACUUUGCACACAUAAUCGAAUUUCCAAAGCAUGAGGCUCAACUUAAAGCAUGGAUUUAUGGAAAUGUUUCAAGUUUUCCACGCUCCAUUUUUAUAUUUGAUGAAAUGGACAAGAUGAACCCACAUCUAAUAGAGACUAUCAAACCUUUUCUGGACUAUAUGCUCCAUGUGGAUAGAGUGUCAUUCAACCAUGCAAUCUUCCUUUUUCUCAGUCAAGCAGGUGCGAAUAUGAUUAACGAGGUUGCUCUGGAUUCCUGGAGAAAAGGUAAAGAAAGAGACCAGAUGAACACACAGAGAAUGGAGACUCUACUUUAUCAAGGAAUCUUCAAUGAUAAGAACAGUGGAUUUUGGCACUCCUCUCUAAUAGAUGAGCACCUGGUGGAUCACUUUGUUCCUUUCCUGCCUCUGGAACGGAAGCAUCUAAAGCAGUGUGUUCUGGCUGAAAUGACCAGUCUGAACAUCACUCAUGAUUAUGAUGUGAUGGACAGCGUGCUCAAAGACAUGCCCUUCUUCCCCCCAGAGGAGGAAGCCUUUUCUCUUAAAGGCUGCAAGACACUCCAUAAUAAGUUGGGGCUACAUAUGAAGCUCUAGAAGAAAAUAUUUUGGCAGCUAUGUAAAUUUUCUUAAUAAUUGUGUCAUUUUGUUGCUGAAUAAAGAUAUAAUGCCACAAAUGGC
This is a messenger RNA of Triplophysa rosa, 1100 nucleotides long. Its product is annotated as torsin-1A-like. Gene Ontology annotation, cellular component: endoplasmic reticulum lumen; nuclear envelope. Gene Ontology annotation, molecular function: kinesin binding; ATP binding; ATP hydrolysis activity. The transcript has 5 exons. Bases 72 to 1016 code for a protein of 314 amino acids. The record is from RefSeq and is a predicted model, not a curated record. NCBI's taxonomy places the organism in Eukaryota, Metazoa, Chordata, Actinopteri, Cypriniformes, Nemacheilidae. Gene Ontology annotation, biological process: protein localization to nucleus; nuclear membrane organization.